This is a messenger RNA of Porites evermanni, 915 nucleotides long. The record is from the annotation of a GenBank genome assembly. Lineage: Eukaryota; Metazoa; Cnidaria; Anthozoa; Scleractinia; Poritidae.
AUGGGAGAAAUCAAGAAAAAAUGCGAAAGCGGGUACACGACAUCAAUGCCUGUCGCUGUGCGAAUGGCUGUGGAAAGAACUGUGACAAGUGAGCCAGCAUUACUGCAUACUUUUCAGUUCCUUUCUAUCUGUGCUCCUGCUCCAAUCCCGUUAGAAGUUGUCAUUGAGUUCGUUGCUGACCGAAUGCCUGACCUUGAUGCUGAAGACAUAGCCCCAAUAUUGAUGGCUUCAAGUCUUGUUCAAAUUUCAUGUAAAGGAGAUAGUAGGCCAACAUUGUGGCUUCACCAGGUGGUAAAUAGAGUCAUUAAAAGUAAUGCAAAAGUCAAGAUGCAAGCAGGGAAACCUGAGCUUGAAAUGAUCUCAACAGCGCUUGGACCACUUCACAAACUUACGAAAGAAGACAGCUCUAACUCCAAGAUAUUCGCUGGACAUGUGAGCGCUUAUGUAUCCUACGUUAUUUCCUUUGGCCACAGUUGUUUAAAUCUUUAUGAGGAAAUGAGCAAAGUGACUCAAUUAAGUCACUUCCUCGAGUGCUUUAUUUCUUGCGCCACAAUGUGCCUUAAAUAUGGAAAACUCAGUGUCGUUAAACAGUGUUUAGAAACACCAAGACAAUUCAUGAAGGUAAACACAGACAUCGCUAUCAACAAAGAUGUUUCGUCCUUGUUGCAUUUCUUUUGUGGCCAAGCUCUGGCAGAACAAAGUAAAUUUAAAGAUGCCAUCGAAUACUUUAAAGAGGCAUUGGAAAUACGGCGCCGCAGUAUUGACAGAAACAGUCAAGCGGUCGCCGAGUGUCUACGCCAGCUGGGGCGAGCUAACUACAAGUUAUCUCAGGGCAAGGAAGCUAGAGAAUAUUAUAAUGAAGCACUUGCCAUCUUUCGUAAAAAUUUUGGGGAAAAACAUAAAGAGGUAGCGUAA